Salvelinus fontinalis (brook trout) is the source of this 6403-nucleotide messenger RNA. Its product is annotated as neural cell adhesion molecule L1-like. The coding region runs from base 450 to 4220 and encodes 1256 amino acids. Gene Ontology annotation, biological process: cell-cell adhesion. The record is from RefSeq and is a predicted model, not a curated record. Gene Ontology annotation, molecular function: protein binding. Lineage: Eukaryota; Metazoa; Chordata; Actinopteri; Salmoniformes; Salmonidae. The transcript has 27 exons.
AGAGAGAGGGAGAGAGGGUGUGUUUUUGAAUCACUGCAGCAUCAGAACAGCGAGAGGAGAGGGCACAAUCAAUUUGAUAGAGAAGAAGAAAAGGAAGAACUAGGAAGAAAAAAGGGAGGACAAGGAGUUGCCAGAGGAAAAGAAGGAUCAACAUCUCUGAGUCCAUCAUUUAAACCUGUGGAGACGGAAGACAGCAGGAGGGCGUGGACCUGAGCGAAAGAGAGAGAGAGAAAAGAGAGAGAGGCUGAAAGCAAAAGGAAACAAGGUAGAAGAAAAGGAAGAGUGGGCGUGACAACAGAGAGAGAGAGAGAGAGAGAGAGAGAGAGAGAGAGAGAGAGAGAGAGAGAGAGGCUGAUACACACGCUCGCUCGGCAGGAGUGUGUCCAGAUUGCCCUCUGUGUGCGUUUUGUGUGUGUUGAGCAGGUGGGACUUUGAUGGGACAGUGAGCAAUGCCUCGCACGCAGCGACAGCAGGUUGGCAGUAGGGGGCGACGCACUCCUCUGCCCCUCCUCCUUCUCCCUCUCUUCUCCCUCCUCCUAUCCCACACUCCUCAGCUCAGCCAAGCAGCUAUACACAUACCUCCCAACUACCAAAUAAAUGAAUUCAAAAAGCCCCCGGUGAUCACCACCCAGCCUGAGUCCAUCACCGUGUUCGGUGCUGAAGACAUCCUCCUGACCUGCGAAGCAUCAGGAAACCCUCCUCCAGAGUUAGUUACUAUACAAUGGCACUGCUUUCGACAGACACACUCGCAUCAUCUCUGCAGUCUUUAUCUCUGUAGUCUCAUGAUUUAUAUACAUCGCUCUGUCUCCCUUUCAGACACCCCGGCCCUCCAGAAAGAGAAGAAGGUGAAAAAGAAGGUGGAAGAAGGAGAGAGUGUGAUACUGAAAUGUAACCCUCCCUUCAGCACUGUUCCUCCUGUCAUCCACUGGAUGGACAAGAGACUCCGUCACAUUGAGCUGAAUGAUCGCGUGACCCAAGGCCGGGACGGGAACCUCUACUUCUCUCACGUUACAGCCGACGACAACCGUAACGACUACACCUGUAAUGCCCAGUACCUUAGUGCUCGCACCAUCCUCUCCAAGGAACCCAUCAGCCUCACCGUAACCAUCUCUAACUCAGUGGUGCGGAACCGAAGACCCCAGAUGAUGAGGCCCUCAGGGGCCCACAGCACUUACCACACCCUUCGGGGCCAGAGCCUGGAGCUAGAGUGCAUCGUCCAGGGCCUCCCUACCCCUACAGUCCAGUGGGUGAGGAAGGACGGUCAGCUGUCCGAGUCUCGUACAGUCAGAGAUCUGUCUGACCGCCUGCUGCGCUUCAGUAACAUCUCAGAGAGCGACGGGGGAGAAUACCAGUGUUCAGCCAACAACCCACAGGGCACGGUCACACACAUCUACACCGUCAGCGUCGAAGCUGCUCCGUACUGGACCAAGGAGCCAGUGAGCCAGCUUUAUGCCCCAGGAGAGACAGUGAGACUGGACUGUCAGGCCGAUGGCAUUCCCUCUCCUGCUGUCGACUGGAGCAUGAACGGAAAUCCCAUCACAGGUAUAGACUUGGACCCCAGGCGUACUGUGAGAGAUGGAGCUCUGAUUCUGAGAGAUGUGGUCUUCACCGAUACAGCAGUCUACCAGUGUCAGGCCCACAACAAACACGGAACCAUCCUAGUCAAUACCUACAUCUUCGUCAUCGAGCUGCCGCCUCAGAUCCUGAGUGCGGACGGACAGACAUACACCGUCACAGAGGGCCAGAAGGCUGGCCUACACUGUCAGACCUUUGGGUCUCCCAGACCUAAAGUUACAUGGGAGGUGGACAAUGGCGCGUCUCUACUGGCUGACCCCAGGGUUAACCUGCUGACCAAUGGAAGCCUCCAGAUCACCAACGUCUCCCACGACGACGAGGGCCUGUACACCUGCUCCAUCAGCAACACCAACAUGUCAAUCAACGCUGAACUGGAGGUGCUGAACAGGACAGUGAUCCUGUCUCCUCCCGGGGACCUGCGUGUUAAGCCUGGGAAGACGGUCAUAUUUACCUGCCUGGCUCAGGUGGACUCCAAACUGACCCCCCCACACAUCCAAUGGAGGAGGAGUGGACAGAAACUAAUGCAGUCGUACGCUGAGGACAAGUACACGUUUGAGGGCCCCGACCUGAUCGUGGCCAACGUGCAGACAGAGGACGAGGGGGUUUACACCUGUGAGGUCAUCACUAACCUGGAUAUGGCUGAGGCCAGCGGAUCCAUCACGCUAGUCGACCGUCCAAAUCCCCCCACCCAGCUCCAGGUCUCUGACCCUAAAGACCGCGGAGUGACUCUCAGCUGGACCGCUGGAGAUGACCACAACAGCCCAGUCAUAGAGUUUCGGGUGGAGUUUAAGGAUCCCGUUUCUAACGAGUGGAGUUGGGAGGAGCUGAAACGUGUUAGUGGAACCAAAGAGAGUGUGAACCUUGCCCUGCAGCCCUAUGUGUCCUACCGUUUCCGGGUCAUCUCCAUCAACGACAUCGGGAAGAGUGAUCCCAGCACGCCUUCUGACCUUCACAGCACGCCACCUCAAGCUCCAGACAACAACCCUGAGGAUGUGAGGAGUGAGUCUACAGACCCAGACACCCUGGUCAUCACAUGGGAGGAAAUGGACAGGCGUGUGUUCAACGGACCAGAGUUCCACUACAAGGUGUUCUGGAGGAGGGUAGUAGGUGACGGCCCCACCUGGCACUAUAAUGUCACCACUGAGCCACCGUACAUCGUUACUGAAGUGGGCAACUUCUCAGCCUUCGAGAUCAAAGUACAGGCUGUCAAUCAGAAAGGGGAGGGACCUGAGCCAGACCCUGUCAUUGGCUACUCUGGAGAGAAUGUCCCCCUGGAGGCUCCUAUGGAUGUGGGUGUUGUUCUGCUCAACAGUACAGCCAUCAGGGUAACAUGGGCAGCAGUGGACAGAGAUACUGUCAGAGGACACCUACUGGGAUACAAGAUCCACCUGACAAGGUUCGGCUCCAGGGGCCACCACCGGGGCCGGAGGGCCAGAGAGCCAGAGAGCAGCAUGGUGGUGGAGACAGGGGCCAACGAGGAGAAGAGGGUCCUGGGGGGCCUUAGACCCUACUCCCACUACGCCCUCACAGUCACUGUGUUCAACAGCAAGGGAGAGGGGCCCCCCUCCGACCCACCCCUGUCCUUCAGUACCGACGAGGGAGCUCCUGGCCCCCCCAUGUCUCUCCACCUGGAAAGCCAUGCAGAGACAGAGAUGACCCUUCACUGGACCCCCCCUGCUCAGCCCAACGGGGUUCUCAAAGGAUACCUGCUGCAGUAUCAACAGAUCGUGGAGAGUGAUGACAGCCCGGUGCAGGUGGAGACCAUAGACGACCACACGCUGACCAAACUGACCCUGAAGCAGCUGGACCCCAAGAGCCGUUACCGCUUCUACCUGAGGGGGCGCACCUCGGCCGGGGACGGAGAGCCCAUAACAAGGGAGGGCGCCACCACGCUGGACGGAGCUCCUCCGUCCAACAUCAGCUUGGCUGUAGGUGAGAAGUCUGUUAACCUGAGCUGGGUGCCAGGCCGGAGACACAGGAGUGUGGGCUUCCAGGUCCAGUACCUCAACAAGAACAGCGGUGGAAAGUGGAAGCAGUCUGAGAAGCUGAACUCGUCCCAGUCAUUCUACCAGCUGAAGGGUCUGACCCCAGGAUCACAGUACCGGCUCAGAUUCACCUUCAGCAACAACACCUUCUGGGAGACGGAGAUCAGAACCGAGGGAGCAGGAGUGGUGGAUGUGCAGACAGGCUUUGCUACUCAGGGCUGGUUCAUUGGGCUCGUGAGCGCCAUCGUGCUGUUGCUGCUGGUACUUCUCAUCCUCUGCUUCAUCAAGAGGAGCAAGGGGGGAAAGUAUUCAGUCAAAGAUAAGGAGGAGGGUCAGGUAGACUCUGAGGCGCGCCCUAUGAAGGAUGAAACAUUCGGAGAGUACAGCGAUAACGAGGAGAAGCGGACAGCCAGCCAGCCGUCUCUGUGUGAUGAGAGCAAGCUGUGUACCAGUGAGGACAACCUGGAUGGCUACAACAACGGCAGCAGUGCUGUCACCGAGGUGAACAUGGAGGAUUCCCUGGUCAGCCAGUACAGCCGGCCCAGCGAAGCCACCCCGGACCCGGGUACACUGCAGGACAGCUCCCCCCUCAACCCCACCGCCACCACCCCAACACCCACCAACAACGGCCUUCCCAACUCGGCGGCCAUCUUAGAUUAGACUAAAGUAAAAUGCCGCCAUUUUAGAUUUAAGGUUACUAAGGCAACAGGACUGUCUGUCAGACCAAAACAUAUCUGUCAACAACAUGUCAACGAUACAAACAUGCCCACAGCCCACACCCUUCCAGCUAUCUAUAAUACAUGGGUUUAUCUACUCGACUGACUUUUCCAUCGAUAAGCUCACUGACUAUAUGAUCAAUAUACUACUGACCAUUUAGAUACAUCUGUUGUUCAAUAGGUGAGAGUGGGGUAAGUUGAGCCAUGUUUUACAUUCACAAUCACCCAGUCAUUGGAACUAUAGCAUUCUUUCUAACAAAGAUAUCUACAUAUAUUUCAGGAUGUGUCUCCCUGGAAAUAAUCCAAAUUAAAUCACAUGACAGUUUUGAAAACAGCUUGUCCCAAAAAAAUUGCUCCUGUUUGCAAAAAUUUGAAUAGUUCGCAUAAUUUCAGUUUCUGCGACAAAACAACUCAAAAUGGAAUACAUUUCAACUCUACAGUAUAUCUGACAUGAUACAGGUGUCUUAUUUUUUGUAAGCUCAGAACCAUGUGUGUGAGGUGUAUACUUUGUUUCAAUGUGGGUUACUGCUCACAAGAGACACUCUGUGUGACCCUGAUUUAGCCCACUUAAGCAUAUUUUAACACAGGCUUAACACCUAACAAACACUUUGUACUAUUUGAACACUUUUAACAUCGUUCUUGCAUUAUGCCUGGGAAGAAAACACUUGAAUUUGCUCAACAUGCCAUUGGUUCAACCAUGGCUCAACUUACCCCAAGGCAAACAUUUUGACUAUAUUAGCCCACAUAGCAACAAGGAUGCACUUUCAUGCUAUGUUUAGGACCUCAUAUUGAAUCUUAUAGAGACCCCAAAUUAUGUAUAAAACCAUCUUUAAAUUAUUUUACUUUGUUUUAGACGGAAGCAUCAUGAAACCUUUAACACAAUAAAUUCAUUUGACUUGGUGAAAAUAAUUUUUGGGGACCUAACUUGCUUACCACUUUUUCCAUGUGCUUUCAUCCUUCACAGACUCGAUGAAAUUGUGACCUCUUCCUAAAUAUUUGGUCAAAUAAUACAUUUUGUGUGUGGUUUCCUAAAAACAAAGGCGGCUCAACUUACCCCACUCACCCCUAAUGUUAUCUCUCCAUCUGACAGACUGGACUAUUUGACCAAAGGAGUGUCCUUCUUGAUAAGACAGGCCGACUGACGUGACAGACAGACAGACAGACAGACCCACCUCAGCCUAAAGAUGUCCUGUGACCCGUCUUUCUCUAUGUAGUUUACAACAUACCUGAGUGACAGACCUUCAUAUCUCGUGACUCCCCCACUCUUUCUCUCUCACCCUCUAUCAAAUCAUUGUGACAUAUUGGACUGGGAGAGAGCGAAUGAUAAAAACGAUGCUAGGAAGAGAAGCCAAUGUAAUUUCAGGUAUGAUGGUACACAGACAUGAAGGGAAGAUGUGGAUACAUGGAAGGGAAUGAUUGACAGACAGAGGCUUGUGGGAGGAUACAGACAGCACAAGCUAAUGUGGGUUACAAAUGGCAAGUCUUAUAGAUGUUUAUUACUUUCACCUUUUUAUAUUAUUUGCCAUGAUUUAAAUCUCUACAUCCACUUUUUUAUGUCUUCGACAGUUGGCAACAUAAUUUUUUAUGAUUAAUUUAUUUUUCUACUAACUUUUUGAAUACAAAAAGUCAACAUUGUUUUGCUUUGUAUUUUCUCAUUUAAAAAAAAAAGAAUAUAUUGUUUUAUAGAUCAUUUGCAUAUAUGAGGUGAUUCAUAUUUAGAUUUUUUUUCUACAUAUUUCUACAUAAAUCAAGAUAAUCAUAAUUUUACCCUAGCCAGGUUUUCAUAGUAAAUGAAUUGGGUGAAAAUGCUGUAUAGCAGUAAGCAAAUCGGUGUAUUUUUGUGCAUUACAUCUAUCUAUCUAGCCAUAUACAGUAUUAUAGAUACAGUAUGUAUGUACAUGUUCAUUAUGAGUUCCAGUGCCUACUGGCCCUCUAUACAGAGCACCAGAUUACAUGCUUACUCUAGUCUAUUCUACUUUACUCUCGCCUUUUCACCACAAGUGUGAUGUCAUUAUUGGUAUGAUAAUGUAAUUUAUGUGUAGACCUCUUUGUGUACUAGCUUUCUGUAUUUGUUCUAUCUGUGUCUCUUUCUACGGUGUAUUAAACUAUGUCCGCUGUUAAACGUUA